Vidua macroura (Pin-tailed whydah) is the source of this 909-nucleotide messenger RNA. Its product is annotated as insoluble matrix shell protein 4-like. NCBI's taxonomy places the organism in Eukaryota, Metazoa, Chordata, Aves, Passeriformes, Viduidae. The transcript has a single exon. The record is from RefSeq and is a predicted model, not a curated record. The coding region runs from base 1 to 909 and encodes 302 amino acids.
AUGCCCGGACUGAGGGAUUUUCCGGGAAUUUUGGGAAUUUCGGGGCUUUUGCUCCGACCCGACCGCGGAGCGCGUCCCUGCGGCGCCCCCUGGCGGCCGCGCUGCGGAACAGCCGCGACCCCCGGGACCAUCGGGAACACCGGGAACAGCGGGAACAGCGGGAACACUGAGAACACUGGGAACACCGGGAACACCGGGAACACUGAGAACACUGAGAACACUGGGAACAGCGGGAACACCGGGAACACUGAGAACACCGGGAACACUGCGAACAGCGGGAACAGCGGGAACACCGGGAACAGCGGGAACACCGGGAACACUGAGAACACCAGGAACAACGGGAACACCGAGAACACUGAGAACACUGAGAACAGUGGGAACAGCGGGAACACCGGGAACAGCGGGAACACUGAGAACACCGAGAACACUGAGAACAGUGGGAACAGCGGGAACACCGGGAACAGUGGGAACACUGAGAACACCGAGAACACCGGGAACACUGAGAACAGUGGGAACAGCGGGAACACUGAGAACACUGAGAACACCAGGAACAGUGGGAACAGUGGGAACAGUGGGAACACCGGAACUGCUGAGAACACCGAGAACACUGGGAACACCCCAAACACCAGGAACAGUGGGAACAACGAGAACACCGAGAACACCGGGACCGCUGAGAACACCGAGAACACUGGGAACACCAGGACGACCGAGAACAGUGGGAACAGUGGGAACAACGAGAACACCGAGAACACCAGGACCGCCAAGAACACUGGGACCACUGGGACAGCUGAGAACACUGAGAACAGCGGAACCACCGGGACCCCUGAGAACACUGAGACCACUGGGAUCCCCAGGUCCACCAGGACCACUGGGACCCCAGAGAACAUCGAGACACCCAUGGCCUCCUGA